AAAUCCCGCCGAGGAACACCUGAGGGCUGGGCCGCGCCAUUCCCGGAUCCGCCGGCUGGGAAUCGCGGGUCCCCGCGCGUCCUGCAGCGCUUCCCGCGCUGCGCGCCCAGCCCAGUGCGCCGGCUCUGUGCGGGGGUGCCCGGGCAGUCGGGAGAAUGAGCCGCAUCUACCACGACGGCGAACUCCGGAACAAGGCGGUGCAGAGCGUCCGGCUGCCAGGGGCCUGGGACCCCGCCGCCCACCAGGGGGGAAACGGUGUCCUGCUGGAGGGAGAACUGAUCGAUGUAUCUCGGCACAGCAUCUUGGAUGCUCAUGGCAGGAAGGAGCGCUACUACGUGCUGUAUAUCCAGCCCAGUCACAUCCAUCGCCGUAAAUUCGACGCCAAGGGAAAUGAAAUCGAGCCCAACUUCAGCGCCACCAGGAAGGUGAACACGGGCUUCCUCAUGUCGUCCUACAAGGUGGAAGCCAAGGGGGACACUGACAGGCUUACGCCCGAGGCGCUGAAGGGGCUGGUCAACAAGCCAGAGCUGCUGGCGCUGACAGAGAGCCUCACCCCUGACCACACAGUGGCAUUCUGGAUGCCCGAGUCGGAGAUGGAGGCGAUGGAGCUCGAGCUGGGGGCCGGGGUACGGCUGAAGACUCGGGGCGAUGGUCCCUUCCUGGAUUCAUUGGCCAAACUUGAGGCUGGAACAGUGACCAAGUGUAAUUUCGCUGGUGAUGGAAAGACAGGGGCAUCCUGGACAGACAACAUCAUGGCCCAAAAGUGUUCGGAGGGGGCUGCAGUGGAGAUCCGAGAGCAGGGGGAUGGGGCAGAGGACGAGGAGUGGGAUGACUGAGGGACAUGGCUGCCUCCGGGGGCACCAGCACCUUCUGUAGCAUUGUGGAAAAUUUCUUCCGUGAACUUCUACUCUGGAGCUGGAGAGAACAGUCUGCCAAGUCUUACCUGGUUCUUCCCCAUAGCCACCUUGGAAUACUCUUCGAACAAGUUCUGCUAAAACCAAACCCAUGACCACUGUGUUGGUGGGAGGGCCCCAUGCUGUGGCUCAUGGAGGGCCCCUCCCUGCAUGUGAGUCUAGCCUUCCUAGGCAUUACAUGAUGACCCUGAAAAAAAUAUUAGAGAUGGAGGUCUCACUAUGUUGCCCAGGCUGAUCUCAAACUCCUGGACUCAAGCGAUCCACCCACCUCCGCCUCCCAAGGUGUUGGGAUUACAGGCAUGAGCCACCACACCCGGCCUCAUGUUGACGCUGGCCCUGGAUAGCAGCCUUGUUUUUGGAGGCAGGUGGUGGGAGAGACCCUAGGACAGCCUGAGAGUAACUGGACCUGGUAUUGGUGCGGAGUGGGGAAUAUCCCUUGCCUAAACGCAGAGCAGCUGAGAGAAGUUAGCGGGGCUCUUCCUCUGUUCUCAUUGUUUCCUGCUUUCCUUCCCCACCCACCCCUUCCUCAGCACUCUGUGUUGUAGCCUGUACUAUCCUGCUUCAAGCCUCCAUGUCCCUUGUACCUUCCUCCCACCUUGAGUUGCCAGUUCUUUAUUCCCACAAUGAUCCCAUGCCACCUCGGGGGUUUCUGUCAUCUGACAUCCCUGGCUGCUUUCCUGGUAGAUGCCAUUCUCAGAGAGGCCAACAGCAUUCCCAGGUGUGGCUGGCUGGUCCGCAUCUCUCAGACUCACUCUGCCAGGCUACAGUUACGAGAAUCCCUUUUCUGUUGUUGUUUUGUACCUGGAGAACUUUUUAUGAAUGAGUAAAUCUUCAGAAAGGAAUUCCUCCACCCUUACUGGGUUAUUGUCAGGUGUAAACGGCCUUUCAGCUGAGCAAUGUUCCUAUGAGAAGGAAGCCAUUUCUCUUGGGUCAUGAACAUUGCCUUUUGGGUAGUAUACCCACACCCAGAUCUGUGAAGAGACCUGGAGUUGAAGUCUCCAUAUUGUCAGGACUUGGUGGCAUGUGGAUAUUGCUUGACUUGGGAAAAGAGAGGGUGGUGGUGAACUAAUAAUUACGGAGUCCCCCUAAUGUGUCGAACACAGUGCUAGAUGAUUUCCAUGAUAA
Molecule: messenger RNA, 2039 nt
Organism: Nomascus leucogenys (northern white-cheeked gibbon)
Lineage: Eukaryota; Metazoa; Chordata; Mammalia; Primates; Hylobatidae
Gene: ARPIN
Product: actin related protein 2/3 complex inhibitor
Biological process (GO): negative regulation of actin nucleation
Source: RefSeq, a predicted model, not a curated record